Messenger RNA from Wyeomyia smithii (pitcher-plant mosquito), 2118 nucleotides. RefSeq lists its product as uncharacterized. The transcript is spliced from 2 exons. The record is from RefSeq and is a predicted model, not a curated record. NCBI's taxonomy places the organism in Eukaryota, Metazoa, Arthropoda, Insecta, Diptera, Culicidae. Bases 182 to 907 code for a protein of 241 amino acids.
GAAAAUUGUCAAUUUGAGUUUAGUUCCGUUCGGAUGAGCAUCUGAAAAAAAGGUUAAAACAAAAAUAUUAAAUCCGUGAGUGGUGCGCAGAAGGAAGUGUGUCCUGGUUGAUUUGAUUCGAUUGUUUGGAUUAGCGAUUAAUUAUUAAUCGCAGUGAACGAGCAGUAGCAACAGUAAAGUCAUGAAGUUAUUAGUUUGUGUGUUAAGUUUGUGCGCCCUGGCGGCCGCCCAAGACAGCUUCAAGGAAUGCCUCGACAAGGAUUCGAUAUCCUGUGUGCAAAUAAUGUUUUAUCGUAAAGCGCGAGAUUUCUUCGACCAGCCCCAAAUAAGCCUUGCUGGUGGAUUGUCAUUCGUGAAAGCCGCCGGACGCGACUCGCGCUCCUUUAACGCCGACAGUGCCAUGAUUGAGUCCGCUAACAAUGUGGAGUCCCGCGAAGAAGCCCUGGAAAGCUACGUGCUCGAGCGCACGAAAAACUUCUUCCAGGAACGUUCGUUGAAUCUAGACAUGGCCAAUGCUGCCCGUAGUCUGUCCACUGUGAUCCCCGAGGAUGUGAAAUCGUCCAUGCGAGCAAUGGUUUCCGAAGCUCGCGGAAAGAAGAAGAUCCUCAAGCAGCUGCUGCCAAUUCUCGGACUCGUCAAGCUGAAGAUCGUCGGUCUUGCAAUCUUAGCUCUGUUCGGUAUUGCCCUGAUCGCUAAGAAGGCUUUGAUUGUAUCCGUGAUCGCUUUGAUCCUGUCCAAAUUCCUAUUCCUGAAGAAACUGCUCUCCAAGAAGGACGAUUCCCAUGGCGGCGGCUACCACGGCGGUUCUUCUGGAUGGGCAGAAUCAAGCGGAUAUGGUGAUUAUGGUGCCCACAGCCAGCCUGCUCACUCGAUCGCCUAUGCCGGUCACAAGCCAGUCCGAAAGUAAACAGGCGCCAUAAUUGGAGCAGCGAACGUUCCACUUCCAGAAAUCCCAAACAAAACCCCAACAUCGCGCAUGCGCGCGUGCUCACACGUACCGAAAAAAGCUAUCAGCGCAAGACUAAAAAAGAAAGAGAACGAGACAAACUAAUUUAUUGAAAUUAUUUAUUAUCAUGUUUUUGUUCGAUCAUUAAUUUAUUUUAGCGUUACGAGAAUUCUUCUACCAAUUGUUGAGAUUGUUUUGUUUUUGUGUUUAAGUUCUUCUUCUCUCAACUUUUCAUCAUUUCAUGAGCUGCAUUUGUACUGUAUUCCUCACGAAGGGUUCCUCGUUAUUAGAGGGAUCCUCCAACCUCUGUAAAUCUAUAUCUACAUUUACACAUUCUAGUCUUUAUUUUAUCUACCAAGGCUGAUUAAGGUAAUUUGAUCAGCGUCAAAGAAAGUAAAAAUAGAAAUAAUUCGUGUCUUACAGUGCUCAUCCUUCCACGGUUUUUACGUGCUUUAAACUAUUCUUUUUGCAAGGAUUCUUCCAAACUACUAAUCCAACAAGUUAAGGGAUGUUAACUGUCAACGAUAACAGUAGACGUGAACUUCGUCAAAACCAUUCUUUGUACUGAUUCCAUCGUAAACCUAUUUCACUAAAAAACACAAACACACAUACAAACACACUUACACACAUUUAUUCUUUUCCUCUUCCACACUCUCUCUCUCUAUCUUCAUAUCUAUAUCUGUUAAGGUUCUUUUAAAAUUUACCGCUACUAGCUUGCUAUACUUUUUCCAACAGAUUUCUUUGCUCGAGCUUGGACUUGUUUUUCUUUUUUCGACCGAUUUCGCACUGCCGAAUCAUCAUCGAGUCCAAACGCAAGAAAUAAACUGAUAAUCUCCCCUUUGGAGGUCUCUACACAUACAAAGAGAGAGAGCAUCACACUUCAUGCUGGUACUGUUAUUAACUCCAUUUUUGUACAAGCUAAUGGAAGCAAUCUUUCUUUCUGUGCACCUAGUGCGAUUAUCCUGCAGUCUCUUUCUAUCGUUCCAUGCAAACGUCCAUCCUCCCGCUGCACUCAACCUCCCUAAUAUUGUUCAAUUUUUCACACUUUUUCUGUUCCACUAGAGAAAAAGAAGAGGAGAAUAAAAUAUGUGAAGAAAAAAAUACUUGUGAAAAGCACUUGUAAAUAAAAUAAAAGAAAAAAGAAGCAACGACAAGCAAUUUGCAAAACAAAA